This is a messenger RNA of Jaculus jaculus (lesser Egyptian jerboa), 4092 nucleotides long. It is a transcript of the gene Nr2f2, whose product is annotated as nuclear receptor subfamily 2 group F member 2. The record is from RefSeq and is a predicted model, not a curated record. The transcript is spliced from 3 exons. The coding region runs from base 632 to 1477 and encodes 281 amino acids. Gene Ontology annotation, molecular function: retinoic acid binding; nuclear receptor activity; RNA polymerase II cis-regulatory region sequence-specific DNA binding. NCBI's taxonomy places the organism in Eukaryota, Metazoa, Chordata, Mammalia, Rodentia, Dipodidae. Gene Ontology annotation, biological process: negative regulation of transcription by RNA polymerase II; anatomical structure development; cell differentiation.
UUGCUUUAGGAUUAGCCUCCAUCCCUCUCGACUCCAAACAGUGGAAUUUGGCUGUGCCUUGGGUCGUCUUGCUUUGCAAUAUAGCCUAGAGUUGUUGGCAGUUUUCUGCUGAGGCUGAGCUGUUUGCUCCAGCCUCUGACUAAACUCAUUAAGUUGGGAGAUUUUUUUCAAUUGGACGGGUGUUUUUAAAGUCUCCUCUUUCCAGCCCCAAACAAGGUGUAACAACGCACUCUUCCUUCUAAGGAAAGAGAUGAGAGACAAGGAUCACUCCAGACAUCUCCUACCUACGGUUUGGGGUUUUUUUUCUUAAAGGCGAGGCUCGCAUUCCUCAGCAGCUAUGUACAAAGCUCCCUGAAGCCGUGUCUCUCUAAAGUUAGUGUGCAGGCUUGCCCAAGGCUGAGAGCGCCGGGUACACCGGGAAGCACUUCCUUGAGGUGGAAGAUCUCUCCCUUCACCUUUCCUCCUUUUCCCUGCAGGCUAGUGCCUACUUUUUAUCAGUUUGCACAAUCGCUUAGAUAAACACCGAGGAGGAGAGGCUCUUUAAUUAUCAAAGACACAUCUUUUCAGGGGGCCAACAAAGCGUUUAUUUCACCCGCCAAACUAAAGGAGAGUUAUUCCAGUUUAGAGGAAGAUGCAAGCGGUUUGGGACCUUGAACAAGGCAAAUAUGGUUUUGCCGUGCAGAGGGGCAGGAUGCCGCCCACCCAGCCGACCCACGGGCAGUUUGCGCUUACCAACGGGGACCCCCUCAACUGCCACUCGUACCUGUCCGGAUAUAUUUCCCUGCUGCUGCGUGCAGAGCCCUAUCCCACGUCGCGCUUCGGCAGCCAGUGCAUGCAGCCGAACAACAUCAUGGGCAUCGAGAACAUUUGCGAACUGGCUGCACGGAUGCUCUUCAGCGCCGUCGAGUGGGCCCGGAACAUCCCCUUCUUCCCUGACCUGCAGAUCACGGACCAGGUGGCCCUGCUUCGCCUCACCUGGAGCGAGCUGUUCGUGCUGAAUGCGGCUCAGUGCUCCAUGCCCCUCCAUGUCGCCCCACUCCUGGCCGCUGCUGGCCUGCAUGCUUCGCCCAUGUCUGCCGACAGGGUGGUCGCCUUUAUGGACCACAUACGGAUCUUCCAAGAGCAAGUGGAGAAGCUCAAGGCACUGCAUGUCGACUCAGCCGAGUACAGCUGCCUCAAGGCCAUAGUCCUGUUCACCUCAGAUGCCUGUGGUCUGUCUGAUGUAGCCCAUGUGGAAAGCUUGCAGGAAAAAUCCCAGUGUGCUUUGGAAGAAUAUGUCAGGAGCCAGUACCCCAACCAACCAACGCGAUUCGGAAAGCUUUUGCUUCGUCUCCCUUCUCUCCGCACGGUCUCCUCUUCAGUCAUAGAGCAAUUGUUUUUCGUCCGUUUGGUAGGUAAAACUCCCAUCGAAACCCUCAUCCGGGAUAUGUUACUGUCCGGCAGCAGUUUUAACUGGCCUUACAUGGCAAUUCAAUAAAUAAAUAAAUAAAAAUAAGAAGGGGGAGUGAAACAGAGAAAGCAAAGACAAAAGACUGGUUUGUUUGCUUAAUUUCCUUCUGUUAAGAAAGGAUAUAAAAGGAUGUUACAAGUUUGCUAAAAGAAGAGAGGGGAAGAAUUUAAUGGACUGUGAAUUUCAAAAAAAAAAGAGAGAGAGAGAGAGACUGUCAAAUGAACUUUUACAGAAUGCAUUAAAAAAAAAAAACUCCUGUGUCGGUCAGAACAACUUGCUACUUAUCAUUUUUUUGUAUAAAAAGGAAAUUAGUCUUUUUCUUUUUUGGUAAAUUUUUUGAAAAACAUUGCUAAAAGUGCAUUUAAGGAGAUUGGGAGAAAAUUAGCAGAAUGGAGAAAGUAAGUCUUUUUUUUUUUCCAAAUUAUUAAUUGUCCUGUGUCUAUGUACCUCUAGCUGUUCUUUUUUUUUUUUUUUUUUUUGUACUUUUCUGGUUCCAAACCAGCUUAUUCUGUGGUUCUAUAAUAAGUUUUGAUAUAAUCUUGGCUUCUUAAAAACUGUGUAUCAUUAAAAUAUAUGUUCUGCAAGAAUUAAAACUGAGUCCACGAAAAAUAUCAUAGGAAGACAUAAAACUUUAAAAGACAACUCAAAGAUGAUGGAAACGCACUUACAAGUGGUGGCCAAAAAUUUUAGAUGAAGUUGAGCACUCUAAUUAGCCAGCUGGAGGAACCACACACAACACUUAACAUCCCCUGCCCUGCCCCCCAAGACACCAUGACAAACCUAGCUUUUUAAAAAUAUUUUAAGAAAGAGAAUGAACUGUGGAAUUUAUUGGCAGCCAAGGAAUGUGUCCAAGACACAUGCUGAGGUUUUGAAUAAAAAGUGAACUUUUGUAAUUUGAAUUGGGUCCCCCGCUUAGUUCUUGAAUUGUUAUGAAAAUCCUAUAUCUGUUUGUAUAUUUGCAAGCCCUUUGUAUUAUAAUUGUUGAUAUUUCCCCUUUUUAAAAAAUACCAUUGAAAUCAGCAUGACAAAAUAACACUGUUGGCACUUAUAGGUAACGUGAUUGAGUCAGUAUCUUAGAGUUUACAGUUUGUGUUUUAAAAAAAACUGAAGGUUUUUUUUUAAGUGCAACAUUUCUGUAUACUGUAAAAGUUAUAAUAACUGAACUGUUUGGUCGAGUCUUUGUGUGUUAUAUUCCAAGGAAAAUUGAAAGUAUUCAGAAAUUAAAAUAUUAUUUGAUAUCUGAAUCCUGCUUGGCUGUCCCCACUCACUGUCUUUCCUUCGAGAAGAACCCCUGCGAGUUCUCCCUGAGCCGGCGGGGGAGGGGGCAUUUGUUUACUCCCCUCAAUCAGUUUGUCCAAAGGUAGAAUAGUGUAUUUGCCUGUUUAAUUUGGGAGUGUAUGGGGGAAGCUGAAGUCAAUGGUUUAUCCAUGGGUUAGGAAGUGCCACACUGAUAUAGUAAGCCACCCCCAUUCACCUAAUCCUCCUUUUAAUUAAAAAUGGAUUUUCUAGGAGAAAAAAAAAGGCCCUGAUAUUUGUCACACUUAAGUGCCUGCUUAGGGAAGGUAUUGUGGAAAGUAUUAGAAAUCUAGAGAUCAGUAUCUAUUUUAUGAUCAGAAAAAAAUACUCUUUUGUACAUUUCUGACAGUUAUGCAGAAGAUUGUCCAAGCAAGCUAACCACAGCAUUGUAAACAGAAGGCAGCUACUUGCAGUGAGUUUUUUCCUUAAGCAAGUGUGAUUUAAAAAACAUAUAUAUUUUGUGGUUCUCAUCUAGGGUGGUUGUUGAGAGGAUUUCAAAUACAAUGAUGUAGCUUCCAGCACCAAAGGGUCUGUUUCUCAUGUAUAUAUGAUAACUUGCAGUUGGCCUAUUUCCCCUCCCCCUCCCCUUUCCCUCUGUGAGAGCAUGACCACAGGUCAAGGGAAUCUUUUCCAUUGGAGUUAUGUACAUAAAAACACUUCGACAUUUGGACAUUUCAGAUUGUAUAGAUAUAAUCUGUACUGCUCUUGGAAUCCUUUGUCCUUAGAAACCAAAUUAAGAAAAAGAGAAAGAAGGAAGAAAACUUUACAGGGUGUACUCAUUUGGAAGUAGUAACUAUUUCUUUUGACCUUUUCUUGCCUUCUCUUCCUUUUUCUCUUUUCCUAGUUUAGAAAAAUCUUAGUGCUGGGAGCUUGCAAUUUGUUCUCAUUUACACUUCCCAAGCUGCCCUCCUUGAAAAUUCUGUACCAUGUGGUUUCAUCUUAAAAUGGGGAUGGGGAUGAUGAGGGAGGUAAAAGAAAAGGGAUCCUUUUGCAAAGUGUAUUGAAUUCUGAUGUUCAGUUCUAGUGAAUACAUGCAGACCUGAGAAGUCUGGAUGCCUUGGGCAUCUGAGCAUCUCUGUGUGAGCCCCCGGCUUCUCGCUGUAGAUAUAUACAUAUGUAAAUAUCAGUAUGUUUUACAGCACAGUAUCCUACCUUUAGAUGGAAGUUUGUUGGUUGGUGUUUAUUUUCUCCUCUUGCAAGUGCUACUCAUGUGAGUGUGUGAAGUUUCUCUACUAAGUAAAACACAGGCCCUCUCCCUUGUUUAUUUGUGUUAGCUUAUUGUAAACAGCCAUUUGUUGUAAAUUAUUAUUGGCAUUAAAUGAUAAUUUAUGAUUUUCAAAGCAAAA